GGGCGGGGCGGGCGGAGGAAGGGGGCGGGCCCCAGAAGUUGUUGGGCGCUGGGCCGGCGGGCGGGCGAGCGGGCGAGUGGCGGCGGGCCGGCGCGGGCGGACCGGGCCGGGGCUGGAGAAGUUUGCGCGGCGGCUGGAGAGCGCAGGGUGCGGGCCCGGCCGGCCGCUGCGCGCCCGCUGCCAUGGCUUUCCGCAGGAGGACGAAAAGUUACCCGCUCUUCAGCCAGGAGUUCGUCAUCCACAACCAUGCGGACAUCGGCUUCUGCCUGGUGCUCUGCGUCCUCAUCGGGCUGAUGUUCGAGGUCACCGCCAAGACUGCCUUCCUAUUUAUUUUACCUCAGUAUAACGUUAGCGUGCCUACAGCAGACAGCGAGACCGUGCACUACCACUACGGGCCGAAGGACCUGGUCACAAUCUUGUUCUACAUCUUCAUCACCAUCAUCUUGCACGCUGUGGUUCAAGAGUACAUUUUAGACAAAAUCAGCAAACGGCUUCAUCUCUCCAAGGUCAAACACAGCAAGUUCAACGAGUCCGGACAGCUGGUCGUCUUUCAUCUCAGCUCGGUGAUAUGGUGCUUCUAUGUGGUGGUGACGGAAGGAUAUUUAACAAACCCACGGAGCCUCUGGGAAGACUACCCGCACGUGUACCUCCCCUUCCAGGUGAAGUUUUUCUACCUGUGCCAGCUGGCCUACUGGCUGCAUGCGCUUCCUGAGCUCUACUUCCAGAAGGUACGGAAGGAGGAAAUUCCCCGCCAGCUCCAGUACAUCUGCCUGUACCUGGUCCACAUCGCUGGAGCGUACCUCUUAAACCUGAGCCGCCUGGGCCUGAUCCUGCUGCUGUUGCAGUACUCCACCGAGUUCCUCUUCCACACGGCUCGACUCUUCUACUUCGCAGACGAGAACAACGAGAAGCUGUUUAACGCCUGGGCUGCUGUAUUUGGGGUCACCCGCCUCUUCAUCCUCACCCUCGCUGUGCUGGCCAUCGGCUUUGGGCUGGCUCGCAUGGAGAACCAGGCCUUUGACCCCGAGAGAGGGAACUUCAACACUUUACUUUGCAGGCUGUGUGUGCUGCUGCUGGUGUGUGCGGCCCAGGCCUGGCUCAUGUGGCGCUUCAUCCACUCCCAGCUGCGGCACUGGCGGGAGUACUGGAACGAGCAGAGCGCCAAGCGCAGAGUCCCAGCUGUGCCCAGACUACCAGCCAGGCUCAUCAAGAGGGAAUCUGGUUACCAUGAAAAUGGAGUGGUGAAAGCAGAGAAUGGAACCUCCCCACGGACUAAGAAACUCAAGUCUCCCUAAGGCCAAAGGCUGCCAACAGGAAUCCUCUCGCAGGGCCCAGCAGGGAGGCGGGGAGCCUGCCUCCACCCCUGCGGCCUCUGUCCCUGCCUCCCCCUUCCUGCCCCGGACGCUCCUUCUCAAACAGCAGGCACCUGUCUUCAAACAGGGCUUCUCCUCUGUCAUACUUCUUGGCUGUCUCUUCUUCCAUAAACCAUUCUCAAUAAAACCAAAAAUCUUCCUCUUUCUCUCCCUCAAGCCACCUCAUGUCCUCACCUCUGUCCUGUGUUGGGUUUUCUAGAAGCCCAAUUUCUCAUGGUUAUCUUUCUGCUUGCCUCCUCUUUCUCUUCCUUCAUGGCUGCUGCCUUCUCUUUGUACUUCUUCAGUUCACCAUAUUGUGCAAUUUUUCUGUGUCUGAUUUUUACAAUGAGAGGGAGCUGAGAUCGCAGUCCUGGCCAUCCAGCACCCAGCGUCAGUCCCCAGGACCUGUCAAGGUCUGGAAGCCUCGUGCCAAGGAGCCUCGGCCUGGGGCAGGUCGCAGGCCCCCCGGUGGCCCCCAUGUGGAUGGGCAAGAGGAGGAGACUACCCUUUCAGAUGACCGUCUCCUAGGUGCUGACUAACUGACGAGAUGUGUGAUUCCAGUUCGGCACGCGCCGUCGUGAGGCCCCGCAGCGCCACUGCUGGUUGUAAAUGCCAAGGCCUUUGGCUUCGGGACAGGAUGUCUUGGUCCAGAAGGAUGGUAUGAGCUGCGUUGGGUCCUGUGACUGGAGACAGCUUACUGGUGGCCACUCCCAGCCUGGAAACCACCCUGCUCCCGCUCAGUCUGGGAGGUGCUACAGGAGGACAGGUCUCCCGCUCUGGAGCAGGGGCAAGCGCACCAUGCAGCAGGCUCUUCCGGAAAGGUGCUGGCAGCAGAAGUGGUGGCCGAGUCCUCCUAGGCCUCUUGUCCGCAGCCUCAGUUGCUUUUCAGCCAUUCACCAGCAUUCAAAAAACCAAAUGAAACCGCCAUUAACAGACCAGCCUGGGAUUUGCUGGUCCUGAACCCCAGACCCGGCCGGCCUUGUUCCCCGACGCCAUCUCUAGCUGCAGGAACACUAACCGCCACGUCGGCCCCUUGGUGCCCCAGGGAGCGUCACCUGGGCCACUCACCCUCUGGCCUCGCUCAUUGAGUGUUCUUCAGAAUUGUUGUUGUCACCUGAUGUUUGCUGGGCACACUGACAGCUUCCAGACCGCAGGACCCAGGGCUGAGUCAGAGUCACUCUGCUGGCUCGGGAGCAGACACAGCAGUACCGACAGGCGGCUUCUGCCCCGGCCCUCACUCAUGCUCUCCCCUCCCUCCACCAAAGCUGAGGUCUCCAGGUCCUUAUGAUGCCUGGUGAGGGCUUCCAGAAGGGGCGUUAGGCUUUCAGAGUCCCGAUUAAGAAGUGAACUCUGCUGAGGCGAGGGGCGGCGGUUCUUGAUGGCACAGGACUGUCAGUGUCAUUCGACGUGCUGGUUCUCUUUCUGAUGUCACAGGAGAAAGCAAACCUUGGAUUAUUACCCAAAGGGGGAGAUGGGUCUUUCCAUCAGACAUCACUUCUCCAGUGGCUGAGGGAUUUGUUACCUGACACUGCUGUCGACCCUUACCUCGUCCAGGUUCAGGUGGCAGAAAUGGGAAGAACUAUCCUUGGCUUCUGAUCACCCUUAGGAAAACACGCACUUCUCCCGUCCUUCCCUCUCGUCCCUGACGCUUCUCUGGGCAGCCAGGCAGAAUGUUGGUAAAAGGGUGCACUGGUCUCACCCCAACAGACGCGGUCCAGACCCCUUAGCCAUUUCCAUCUAACAGCACUGAUGCGGCUGGUGUUGUCACGCCCCCGCCUUGUCUGGUGACUGCUAAUGGAGGGGGUGUUCAGCCAGUGGCCGCCUCAGCCGCCCCGUCAGCCUGGCUGCCUGUCCAGUUCUAUCCGGGCUGCAUCCUUGGCAGGCGCUUCUGCUCCCCCCAGGUGCGCCCUGGGGAAGCCGCUGAGCUGUGCCUGCAGCAGAUACUCGAGUCCAUGGUGUGUGCGGGGUGCUGCAGGUGGCGGGUGCUGAGUGACAGUCCAGGUCGUGCCAUCAAGCAGCCUCCCUUCCCAUGGACAGGGUGUUGGCCCCACAUUCCCAAGGUCUCCCGCGGGCUCUGGGUGCAGCAGUGUAGUGCGCCUUGGUGGUGGUGGCACCAUCAACCCAGGGGCCGGGCGACUCCAGCUCUGUUCCUCCAGGACAGCAUUCAUUCAGCAGUGAGAGUCAACAAAAGCUUUUCUGCUGUGAAAACCCUGAGACUCUGAGUAAGGCUAGCAUCUCACCAGCCGGUCUUCAGGAGUGACUUAGGGAAGAGGUGGCUGAGGGGGUAGUUGCAGGGUCUUUGUCACCCCACCGGCGUUCCUGGCACAUUUAUUCCGAGCAGAGCCAUGGCUUUGGCAGUUUGGCUCUAACCAUGUUGCCAGGGGCCAGAACGACUUGGUUCCACUUCAUCCUGUGAGCCUGGUGGGCUGGUCUGGCCCAGUCUGCCCCAAUUUGGCCCCUCUGGCUGUUUUCUUCAGUCUCAAACACUCUCCUGCUGCCAAAGUGCCGAGCCACCUGUGACGGCCCUGCCAGACGCCCCCAGCUCGAGAGGCCGCUCAGCGCUGUUCGCCAAGAGCUGGCGAACAGAUGCUAAUCUACCUCAGCAACCGCUGCCCCGCUCAGCAUCGCUGACCGGCACCGGCCUGGGGGAAGCGGGCAGGUGGCAGUGGCAGGAGAGCGAGGAUCCCGUGCUCUGAUUCCCCUCCUUGGAGGUUAUUUUUACCAUCCAGGCUCUGAUAGCUGUACUAUUAAUAAGUUACAUGCGUUCGUUUUGAAAGUAGAGGAAGGUUCUGGGGGAACUGAGGAGAGAUGCUGCUCCCAUUCCAGUCGCUCCUCACCCUGUGUGUGUCUGGGCCACCGGCCCUAAAUUGUUGCUGAGAACCUUUUCCAUUUCUGCCCCAAGGCAGAAGUCGCCAGCAUUUCAGAAACCAAAAUAGACGUCUGUGCCCUGGCCCUCUCUGCGGGUGCCUCUCGAGACGGGCAUCCCUCGGGCCCUAGAAGCGCCCAAAGGCUGGGCUGGAUGUUCCAGGGGUGUGCACUUCUGGUUUCUCUCUUGGGACCUUCUUCGUCAGCACCCUUUGAUGUUAUUGUAAGUGGUGAAUAAGAGGUAGGGGCAGACAGUGCACCCCCUCCCAAAAUUCCGGAGCAGAACAUUCUGUUUCCUGGAUGCCUUUUGAAUUUGAGGCGGCUUGCUGACCCCAUGUGGCCGGGGGAGGCUUGGUGUGGGUUUCCUUUGUGGCUUCAGCCUUCCCCGGUGGUGUUUCCUAGGCCUGGGGGGAGAUGAAGGAGGGUGGUCUGGACAGAACUGCCCUCCCGAGGCCUGAGUGUCGCAGGGAGCGGCCUUCGUUCUCCACCUUCCAGGCCUCUGCCCUGUCCUCCUCUAACAGCGAGUGUGCUGAGUGAGUCAGGUUGCUGAGUGGUCCAGCUGCCUUCCCGUGCUCAGCCCUGGUCCUCAGGAGGGACUCUGGGCACAACUGGGGAAUUGGGUCAUUGUCAGAUCACUUGAAAACCUAAAGAAACUCCCUCUCCUGCCCAGGGCUGGCCCAGUGAGGAAGGCUUUACUGACCUCUCCCACUCUUUACCCCGUUCUCGGUUCUCGCAUGCAUGUCAUCUCCUCCCAAAAGGCUGAGAAAGCCUGCUCCUCCGCUGCCCCACCCCCCCUUUUUAUGGAGGUCUCAGAAGAGCCCCGCGACAUUGGGACUUCCGGGCUCUGCGCCUCAGAUCCUUAUUCUCUUGCUGUAAGAAGUGCCUUACUUGCCGGGUGGUUUUCGGUCUUCCCUUGUGCUGUGUGGCCUGCCCCCAGUUGCCAGGGCUUAGGGCUGUCCGUCAUGUGCAGCCAGGGCCACUGGACCUGCUAUAGUUACAUGUAAAAGGGACACGGAUUGGGACAGUUUUGCCUCAUCCAUCUCUCCCACAUUGUGAUGGGUCUGUGCCACGUCCUCUGUUCUUUCUGGUUUCUCCCCCGUGUCAGUUUUCUGUGAGGCCCAACCGCAGGCUCCUGUGCCUGCUACCUAUUAAGGGAAGCUCAGGGGUCCCCUGCGCCUCUGGCCUCACACGGUGAGCCCUGCUCUUCCAGUUCCCCCACAUUAAAAGGAAAGGCACCCUUGUGAUAACCUCUUCCCAUCUCUCUGGCUUCCCAUUCAACCCAAAGUCUAUAUGAUAAAGGUGUUUACUUUUACUUCCCAGUCACAAGUGUUGACUCCUGGAUGCCCGUGUGACGGUGGGUUUGGUUCGGCUGUUACAGAACUUCCUGGAGCUCCUCAUUCAGUGUCACCUUGUGUUGGCAGCAGUGCCCCUGUUCCCUGCUGGCCUGCCUUUCCUUGCUCUUCCGGGUUGUGCAAUAACUCUCCCAGCCAGUGGUCCUUUCCACAGGCUUUGCUAUCCCUUACAACACCCUGCAACUGAGGAGGGAAGGGACCAUGGGAGGGGUGGUGGUCAUCCCCUACAGAAGACACAUCAGCCACUUUCCUUCUGUUACUGUCAUUCUCGUGACCCUGGCUGGCUUUCUGUGGCACUCUAGUAGAACAUUGUAGCAUCAUCUUAGAAGUCCAUAUAUUUUUUUAAAAAUCUGUUGAAAAGGAAAAAAAACCAUCCUCAUGACGGGGCAUUAGUAAGUCAGCAUCUGGGAAUAAGAUGACACCCGAGACAUCACCAUCACUCUGCCUAAGAGCAUUCCAGAGUUUCUAGUUCAUGUGGAGAGGAAGGGGAUUUUCCUGAGAGCCAGCCCCGCGUGGACAGCCCUGUUCACCUGAUAGGACCGGGCUGUGACUAAGUGCUGCCAUGUCCUUGGGUACAGAUUCGAGUGUUUAUGUGAUGAGACGAUAAACCUCACUUUUCAGUUCCUCGUGUUUAAUAAACAUCUGAAGGAUGAGCUGAGGCUGCUGGUGUCCUGAGCAACUCAAUGCAAACGUGGACAGACCGUCUUUGUUUUUCCACUUUAGCCUGUUCAUGUCAUGGACCAAAUUUCAACAAGGAACUCAAGGAAAACUUGUACAUGCAUAUUUAUGCUUUCAUGUCAAAGGGUUUUGGGGGGGACUUUUUACUUUCAGUGAACUUUUUCCAAAAUCCUUUUUCCACUGUUUCUGUCUGGUUUUAAAACAAAUUACGGUUUUGUAUGGAUUUUUUAAUGCACAUUUUGAAACAAAUGAUCAGCAAAUAUUUUUGAAAUAACUGAAUAAAAGGUAUAGAAUUAUCAGUCUAA
Equus caballus (horse) is the source of this 6552-nucleotide messenger RNA. RefSeq names its product translocation associated membrane protein 2 (gene TRAM2). The record is from RefSeq and is a predicted model, not a curated record. Gene Ontology annotation, biological process: SRP-dependent cotranslational protein targeting to membrane, translocation; protein insertion into ER membrane. Lineage: Eukaryota; Metazoa; Chordata; Mammalia; Perissodactyla; Equidae. Gene Ontology annotation, cellular component: endoplasmic reticulum membrane.